Messenger RNA from Cariama cristata (Red-legged seriema), 1354 nucleotides. RefSeq names its product E3 ubiquitin-protein ligase MIB1. Gene Ontology annotation, biological process: protein ubiquitination. Gene Ontology annotation, cellular component: cytoplasm. NCBI's taxonomy places the organism in Eukaryota, Metazoa, Chordata, Aves, Cariamiformes, Cariamidae. Bases 1 to 1188 code for a protein of 395 amino acids. Gene Ontology annotation, molecular function: protein binding; ubiquitin-protein transferase activity. The record is from RefSeq and is a predicted model, not a curated record. The transcript is spliced from 9 exons.
AUGCGUGUAUUGUUGUCCAAGUUACCACGACCAUGGAUUGUUGAUGAGAAAAAAGAUGAUGGUUACACUGCCUUGCAUCUGGCAGCUCUCAAUAAUCAUGUGGAAGUGGCUGAACUUUUGGUGCAUCAGGGCAAUGCUAACCUGGAUAUCCAAAAUGUUAACCAGCAAACUGCUCUGCACCUUGCCGUUGAACGACAGCAUACACAAAUUGUUAGGCUCUUAGUCCGUGCAGGUGCUAAGCUGGAUAUUCAGGAUAAAGAUGGGGAUACUCCCCUGCAUGAAGCCCUGAGACACCACACCCUGUCACAGCUCCGCCAACUCCAAGACAUGCAAGAUGUGGGCAAGGUAGAUACUGCUUGGGAGCCAUCAAAGAACACACUAAUAAUGGGACUUGGCACUCAGGGAGCAGAGAAGAAGAGUGCAGCAUCUAUUGCCUGCUUCCUGGCAGCCAACGGAGCUGACCUCAGCAUUCGUAAUAAGAAAGGUCAAUCUCCCCUCGAUCUUUGCCCUGAUCCUAGUCUCUGCAAAGCAUUGGCUAAAUGUCACAAAGAAAAAGUCAGUGGUCAGGUUGGUUCCCGAAGUCCAUCUAUGAUCAACAAUGAUUCUGAAACCUUAGAAGAAUGUAUGGUGUGUUCAGACAUGAAGAGAGAUACUCUGUUCGGCCCAUGUGGACACAUUGCCACGUGUUCUCUGUGCUCACCACGGGUGAAAAAAUGCCUCAUCUGUAAAGAACAAGUUCAGUCUAGGACAAAGAUUGAAGAAUGUGUAGUAUGUUCAGACAAAAAGGCAGCAGUUCUUUUCCAGCCUUGUGGUCAUAUGUGUGCCUGUGAGAAUUGUGCAAGCUUGAUGAAGAAAUGUGUACAGUGUCGGGCAGUGGUUGAGCGAAGAGUGCCUUUCAUAAUGUGCUGUGGAGGGAAAGGUACAGAAGAUAGCACUGAUGAUAUUUCAAGUGGAAACAUUCCAGUUUUGCAGAAAGACAAAGACAACACCAAUGUCAAUGCGGAUGUACAGAAACUGCAGCAACAGUUACAAGACAUCAAGGAACAGACUAUGUGUCCCGUCUGUUUGGACCGUCUGAAGAAUAUGAUCUUUCUCUGCGGCCAUGGAACAUGUCAACUUUGUGGAGACCGAAUGAGUGAAUGCCCGAUAUGCCGCAAGGCAAUCGAACGAAGGAUCCUUUUGUAUUAAGUAGUGGAACCAGUGUCUUUUGUUAGCUUAUGAAAUAGUAAGGACAUUUUGAUUUAAAUAUCCCUAAAUUUGAAAGGCAGUAAAGGGUUCUAAUGAAAACAUUUCUAAUACUGUAGCACAGGUUCAUUACAUGGUAAUUGUUUAAUGACUGUGAACACACCAAAUA